AUGGAAAACGAAGAACUGGAUUGCCAGAUGCUUAUGGAAAGCCGAAUCAUUUUCAAAGAUGUUACGAUUGAGUUAUCUCCCCUCCAUCAAAACGUUAACGAAGAAGUGGUUCACGAGAGUUUUUUUCAAUGGGCGACGGAUGAUGGACAAGCGCCCUUUUCAAACUUUCUCAAGCAAAAUACAUCCGUCACGUUCGUCAGUUCGCGCCCAUACGACAGUAGAGUGCAUUUGGUAUGGACAAACCCAAUGCCGAUUGAUUUAAGCGGGCUGCCAGGUCUUUAUCGCAUUCUAGUGAUUCGUGACAUUACGCAACGACUUAGACUGCUGGACGAGCAAAACGAUGAAGAUAACAAGAUGCUGACUGGGAGCGGCGAAACGACUAUCAAUUUCAAAUUAGAAGAUAUCGAAUUUUCAUUGCUGUUGGUGCCGACGAACAACCAACCGGGCAAUGCAUUGUUAACAAUGCAACGCAAUGCAGGCGAACCUUACGGAGAACGGCAUGGCGAGGUCGAGGAAUUCAAUUGUUUCGAAAAACUGGACGCCAAAGAAAUUGAUUCCGUCGUGAGCAAUGCCCGACGAACGGGAAAGCAAAUCACGGACAGGGAUAUCAACAACAGCGAGGAAGAUGAAAUCAAAAAGAAAAUGGCCGAAGAAAUGAAUUUCUUCAUGUUGCUUUACGAUUUCGAAGUGGCCCGUCGUUUGCAGAGACCUUUCGUCCAUUACAGUCACGUCUUCGAUUCGCUGCCCAUCGGGAUCGGGAUUGCAAUGAUUCACCGCAUCAACAGUAGAACAGUAAAUCAAAGGUGGAUAUUCUUUUCGGGGCUUUUUCUGGGCAAUGGUGAAUCAAGAAAACGCGUUUUAGAUGACAUUGUAAUGGCAUUCAAAGGAUGGAACGAGCAGAGAAGAUGCUGGACUGAAUUGGAUUUGAUCAACAUACUGCGCGAGCAGUUUGGUUCACGAAAAAUGUUUCGCUGAGAGACAGGCACGACUGAUAAAUGUACGUUUCUCUCUAUUCCAUCUCUUUUAAACAAUUGACAAGACAGGUAAUGACAUUAACUUUCUGACGUUAACGUUUAACGGGA
Molecule: messenger RNA, 1082 nt
Organism: Daphnia carinata
Lineage: Eukaryota; Metazoa; Arthropoda; Branchiopoda; Diplostraca; Daphniidae
Exons: 1
Coding region: 1-975 (324 amino acids)
Source: RefSeq, a predicted model, not a curated record